This is a messenger RNA of Lycium ferocissimum, 513 nucleotides long. Its product is annotated as sesquiterpene synthase 12-like. The record is from RefSeq and is a predicted model, not a curated record. Bases 1 to 513 code for a protein of 170 amino acids. Gene Ontology annotation, molecular function: terpene synthase activity. The transcript has 2 exons. NCBI's taxonomy places the organism in Eukaryota, Viridiplantae, Streptophyta, Magnoliopsida, Solanales, Solanaceae.
AUGGAAGGAGGAAGCAUUGCAUGGCUCAUGAUGAGCCAAUCACUGGUUAAAGAAUUAAAUACAUCAAAGGAGAAACAUUUGAAAAGAAGUGACUUCAAACGGGAAACAUUACAGAGCAGCAAAUUAAGGCAUCAGUUGGUCGCAGAUAUCUUCAAGAAAUUUAUAGACCAAGAUGGAAAAUUCGAAGAAACCCUUACUAAUAAUGUCCAAGGAUUACCGAGUUUGUCUGAAGUAUCACAUCUAGGAGUGCGUGGAGAGGAGAUUCUAGAAGAAGCUCUUCCCUUUACCACCACUCGUCUUGAGUUCAUGGUCCCCAACUUGAGCAAUAACUUGCUUGAAGCCUUCAGCCAGCCAAUUCGUAAAGCCAUGCCAAGGUUAGAUGCUAGAAAUUACAUAUUUAUUAAUGAAAACAAUGAUGCACACAACGAUUUGCUUUUGAACACUAAAUUGGAUUUUAACGCAUUGCAAAAGCUUCACCAGAGAUAUCUUAGCGAGCGUACAAGGUAUAUCUAA